Molecule: messenger RNA, 672 nt
Organism: Eimeria tenella
Lineage: Eukaryota; Apicomplexa; Conoidasida; Eucoccidiorida; Eimeriidae
Exons: 6
Coding region: 1-672 (223 amino acids)
Biological process (GO): chaperone-mediated protein complex assembly; mitochondrion organization; protein catabolic process
Cellular component (GO): mitochondrial matrix
Molecular function (GO): ATP binding; serine-type endopeptidase activity; single-stranded DNA binding
Source: RefSeq, a predicted model, not a curated record
AUGAACGAAGAGGUUCAGAAGGCGGUGACUAGCGAGCUCAACAAACUCUCUUCUCUAGACCAGUCUUCUUCUGAAUUUCAUGUUUGUCGAGCUUAUAUUGAAAACCUGCUGAAGCUGCCUUGGGGAGAGUACACCACGGACUGCACAGACAUUGAAGAGGCCGCGAGGGUUUUAGACAGAGACCACUUUGGCCUCGAGGACGUAAAGAAACGCAUUUUAGAGUUUAUAGCUGUCAACAUUCUGAAGAAGGAUUCUCAAGGCAAGAUUCUGUGUUUCGUGGGUCCCCCUGGGGUGGGCAAGACCUCCGUAGCGGAGAGCAUUGCGAGGGCUUUGAAGCGAAAGUAUUACCGCAUAUCUCUAGGGGGUUUGUUUGACGUGGCCGAGCUGCGGGGCCACCGCCGAACUUACAUCGGGGCCCUUCCGGGAAAAAUAAUAAACGCUUUGAAGUUGUCGGGAACAAUGAAUCCUUUGAUAGUUUUGGACGAGAUUGACAAACUCGGGAGGGACUUUCGAGGAGACCCCGCCUCUGCACUUCUCGAAGUUUUAGACCCUUCGCAAAACAAUUUAUUUCGAGACCAUUAUGUCGACGCCCCUGUGGACUUGUCGAGGGUUUUGUUUGUUUGCACUGCCAACGCCCAAGACGCCAUUCCAGGUCCAAACCCUAAACCCUAA